Molecule: messenger RNA, 3004 nt
Organism: Anopheles cruzii
Lineage: Eukaryota; Metazoa; Arthropoda; Insecta; Diptera; Culicidae
Gene: ref(2)P
Product: protein ref(2)P
Exons: 3
Coding region: 294-2486 (730 amino acids)
Biological process (GO): mitophagy; endosome organization; aggrephagy
Cellular component (GO): amphisome; aggresome
Molecular function (GO): zinc ion binding; protein kinase C binding; K63-linked polyubiquitin modification-dependent protein binding
Source: RefSeq, a predicted model, not a curated record
GGAUGAUGUAGGGCAGCCAUUUGUGAAUCGUGACUCGAAGAAAUUGGACGCCAAGCCACCAAACCAAGCCACUUAAGCCUAUAUAUAAGUGUUUCAGCAAGUGGCGUCGCUUCACUUUCGAACUCGGUGCAUCACAGUUCGGGCACGUAACGCGCGUCUAAGUGCAUAAUCGGUUUAUUUUUGCUCAUUCACCGCAUCUCAACAAAACUAGUUUGUUUCAUCAGCCAACAUUUCGUCAGCGAGCAGUGACUAAGUGUGUUUUAAACAGUUUUUGGUGUAAUUUGUACAAUACAAUGGAGAGUGCGUUUGAGCAUCUGACGAAGUUGAAGAUCAGCGUCUCGGUCGCUGAUGCCGCGUCCUCGGAGGCUUUCGUGCUGUUUAAGGCCGAUAUUCCGGCCAAUUUCGGCUGCCUCGUCAACCUGGUUGAAGAACGCUUUUUGGAGUUAAAAACCUCCAACAAGGGUUGGAAGUACUUCUGGAUUGAUGAGGACGGUGACGAAAUCGUCAUCGCGCAUGAUGGAGAAUAUCGCGGCUAUUUGAAGUCGAUCGACACCACGCCGGCCGUGGCCCGUAUCCAUGUUCGCGUCUCGGAGCAACCGACCGAGAAGACGGCCAAGCGAACGGAGGAAGCGAUGACGGCACCCAAGCCCGAUGAUCGUCCCGUGCAUAGUCGCGUCGUGUGCGACGUUUGCGAUACCAUAAUCAUUGGGCAUCGUUACAAAUGCAUGACCUGCGAUGAUUAUGAUCUUUGCAUGCGCUGCGAAGGGAAUUACCGCCACAAAGAACACAUCAUGGUGCGUCUCCCCACGCCGGACAUUCACGACGGGCAUCGAGCCUAUCGUAUAUUUGAAAAAUUCCGAGGCUUAGUCGGUAAAAUGACGCCGCUGUUGAUGGUCGCCGAUGAGUUCGUGGCGGGCGAGUGCGAACCGGACGACCAGGGGCCAGCUCAAGCGGCCUGCGAACGGGCAGAAUGCAACGUCGAGAAGCGCCCAGCAUCCAAACGCUCGUCGCAUGGCAAGCGAAGCACCGAGACGCGUUCGGCUGGACGUGAGACGAAAGACUCGAAGAACGAGAAGUCGCCUUCGUCGUCGUCGACCAAGAAGCGUGAAGCAAAGGCCGAAGAUCGCGAACGAACCCGUGAGCAACGUUCAUCGGGCCAUGCCCAAUCCGCGGAACCACCACUCGCCGGUCACGGGGGAGCUUCUUCCAACGGCCCAUUUGCGGAUUCAUCACUCCGCUACCCACGUGCCUACCGAGAAGCUGCCGACUGGGCAGCUGCUUUGAAUUGCCCAUACCCGACCAUGGACGAAUACCCGGAAACUUGCUAUCCCGCACGUUUUAUGCCCUUCGUUCCUCCGCAAGUUUCUUCCAACACGAAGAACUUUCAACCACUACCACCCUACCAUCCGUUUUACUAUGGCAAUCCAAAUUACGCAGCCAUGUUCGAGCCGUACGUGUGUGAGGGCCCCAAACAAGCCCACACGGCUCAGGCCGCCGGACCGUCGGGUCAGCCACCACAACCGGAGAAUCCGGCAAACGUUCGUGCGCAGCGUCCUCGCUCGGAAACGGAACCGCGACCGGAACGUCCGGCUCGUUCGGACAGCGGGAUCCCGGAGUCGGGAACCGGCGGCCGCAACCGCGCUGCGCCACUGUUUAACGUACCCGAGUUUCUCAAGAACUACGUGACGCCCAAUGACUAUGUGACCGGUGUUCAGCAAAUCGCCGAAACAUUUGCCAAAAUUUUCGAUCCCCUCGGUAUGACACUUGACAUUCGCCCGAAACCUGCUCAGACCGCAUCGGCUCGGGCGGCACCCACUACACCCGCUGCUGGUAGUGAGCCCGCAACUCCGCCCAAGCCGGCCCAAACGCAAACACCGGUCGAAGCGAAGCAGGAUAAAACGACCGAAACAAUGGUGACGUCGAGCUCAACGGUCCACAUUCAAACGGUGCCGGAGCAGAAGCAACAACGGAGCAAGGAGAUGGUGAGUGUUGCUGAGGAAGCGGUCCCCAGUGUGUCUGGGACAGCCAAAGCGCCGCCACCGCAGGAUGUCGCUGGGGAUGAAACCGAUGAGGAUUCUGUCGGAUCAUGGGACAACAUUGACGGGCAGGAAGUUGCGCACGGCGACGAUGACACUUGCGAAUGUGAAGCUCUGGACAAAUUAUCUGAAAGCAUUCGCGAAGCAGCAGAGCAGAUGGCCAACUCCGAGGGAUUCUCGAAGAAGGAUUCCGCCAAGAAAUCGCCAACCAUCGAAGACGCUCUCGAUGACGAUGAUGAGAAGGUUGCGACCACCGCCGUGAAGCCACCGAACAACCCGGACCCAUCGCACAUUUACAGCGCUCGGCCGCACGUCAAUCAUGCCAUCCACACGAUGAUGACGAUGGGGUUCAGCAACGACGACGGGUGGUUGACGCGUCUGCUCGAAACCCUGAACGGUGACGUUCCGAAGGCUCUCGACAUGCUGCUGCAGCAAACGCCUCGUUCCUAAGCUCACGAUAUGAUACGACAAAUUUGACUGUUUUUUUUAUCAAUUAUUUUCUAAACUAACCGUUUGCUGUGUUUGCGUGCCUUUUCGCUCAUGUUUGUUUAACAAUCAUAUUUUUUAACCAACCGCGUUCGCUUUCCUUUUGUGUGCCUUUUUUGCUCAUCGAUUGAUGAAUUUGCAUUUGUCUAACAAUCAUUUAACAACACAAGACCCUGACGGGUCCUGAGCUGCAUUCUAAUGGUACCCGUGUACCCUAUUCUUCUUUAUUGGACGCUUUUUCGUGCGUCGAACAUAUAAUCCUAACACCUUUCCUUCUCUAACUACCCUAGAGAAAGUAUUACGGGAAAGGUAAUAAUCACAAUAAUAAACCAAAACAGGCGUAGAUGGCAGUCCCAUCAUCUCCGAUGUUGCUGGCCAUUUUUUGCCAUUGUUCUUGCAUGCAUAAAGAAAAAAAAAAAAAAACAAGUACAUAUGCAAUAAUUUGCAAGCCUAUUGUGAAACCAUGUAUGACUUGGUGGAUG